UUUUAUCGAUAUUGAUAGGACCCGCCCAGAAAAGAUCUCUGUCAAAACAAACAACAACCACUCUACUACGAGGAUUCAGCAUCAUGGCUAAAGCAAGGACCACAUCGAAACAUUCUCGCGCCGCCAGACGGGAUAUUUCUCCGAGCGCCAACGUCGACAAGUCGUUGUUAUCUGCACCUCGCGCGGAAACGACAGUCAUUCAGCGUGACUCUAUUCUCUCCGAACGUGCGAAUGCCGGUAUCUCAAAGAAGCAACCGAAGCCCAAGAAUCUGUCAAGGGCCCAGCGCCAAAGGCAACAGAAGGGCAUGGAAAAAGCAGAAAUGGUGGUUGAUCAGCUGGAGAAUAAGGUGGCCAAGAGUGUCAAGCGGGGAAAUAGCGUGCAAGCGCGUAGGGCCGACUGGGAAGACACGAACCGCAAAUCGUCCAAGUUUGAAGCCCUUCAACUGGAUUCUGCACCUAAGUCGCGGGAAUCGAAGCCCGCACGUGUGACGCAAAACCCGGUGGCCGACAACCAUGCCGGCAAUGACGAGGAUGAAGAGAUCACUUGAAGUCGGGGAUGGCGAUUGUAGCAUUGCGCAAGGGAAAUAAUGUACGGGUGUCAUUAAGCACUAUUUCCUGGGCCUUAACUGGUUGAUCAUCCGAUCAAUUUC
Messenger RNA from Aspergillus glaucus CBS 516.65, 650 nucleotides. Its product is annotated as Alb1 domain-containing protein. The record is from RefSeq and is a predicted model, not a curated record. The transcript has 4 exons. Gene Ontology annotation, biological process: ribosomal large subunit export from nucleus. Lineage: Eukaryota; Fungi; Ascomycota; Eurotiomycetes; Eurotiales; Aspergillaceae. The coding region runs from base 84 to 548 and encodes 154 amino acids. Gene Ontology annotation, cellular component: nucleolus; preribosome, large subunit precursor.